Messenger RNA from Larimichthys crocea (large yellow croaker), 1678 nucleotides. RefSeq names its product growth/differentiation factor 6-B. Gene Ontology annotation, molecular function: growth factor activity. Lineage: Eukaryota; Metazoa; Chordata; Actinopteri; Sciaenidae. The transcript is spliced from 5 exons. The coding region runs from base 133 to 774 and encodes 213 amino acids. The record is from RefSeq and is a predicted model, not a curated record.
GACAAACAAUACCUAGUGCAGCAUCACUGUCUGGUCACUCCUGUCUCCUCAUCCAACCAGACACAGAGAACCAACCGCCACCUUAGUCCUCUGUCGAGUUCAUCUUUAGAUUGACGACCCGGCUCAAGCACCAUGUCCUUUGCUUUCAUUGUCAUGAUGAUGCUUCUGGGCUCUUCAGUGGCGAAUGCAUUUGUCUUGCAGCCGUCCGAGGGAGAACCUGCGGUCUCUGCAAACUCUCCUGUUUCCCAUCAGAGGUGCCAGGUUGAGUCACUGAAGUCCAUCAGGAACCGUCUCCUCAGGGCCCUCAACCUGCAGGUUGAGCCCGACCUGCCAGCUGGUGGGCUGGACACUAUCAGAGAAAAAUGGAGGUUCACCAUCAGCAACAUGGCAUCCAGUAUCAAGGACACUGCACUUCCAGACGUCUCUGGCUACUCUGUGUCACCUGAUGGUAGAAACAAUACGAGCCUGACGUGCUGUGCCACGGCCUCUGAGAUCUUCAUGACGGAUCUGGGAUGGGACAACUGGGUGAUCCAUCCUGCCAGCCUCACCAUCAUUCAGUGUGCACUCUGCAACCCCGAAGGGAAGUCUGCCCGAUGUCCAUCAUCCCACAACAAUGUCCCGGAAACUGGCUCACAGGUGACAUGUUGUCAGCCCACCUCCCAGAAAAUGGUGCCUGUCGUCUACGUGGAUGAAUUCAGCGUCGUCACCAUUUCCUCCGUGCACCUGACCGACGACUGUGGCUGUGGACACGGCACCAUCCAGCAGCCGGCAUAGAGUAAAGUUUGUUUUUUUAUUAGUGUGUGACAUCUGUGUGGCACACACACACACAAAAAAACAUAAUAUGCAUUAUAUACAGACCUGUCAUCUCUCACAAACACUUUGAUAUUGUAGAUAUAGAAAAUUUCUUAAACUGUUACACUGUGUCUUCAACACUGAGCGUGGGAACAUUCUUGUUUCUCUUUUGGAACCAAACUGAUGAAAUAAGUUGCCAAUAUCUAAUAAAAAAAAAGGUAAGAAUAAAAAAAGUGCAUUUUUGUUGAUAAAUUCAAGUAUUUCUCUUGCACAAAGAGCUGGACAUGAAAUGAAAUGCAGUGAUGCGUGCUGCCACUUUAUCUUUAAAUACAUUUAAUGAGUACAUAGCUCCAUUUAAAACUCUUACUGAAUGUUCCCUCCAAAAAUGUGAGACUGUCCAGGGCCAAAUACUCGAACAGGCCAGCUGCCUCUUGUCUGAACUGUUUUCUCUUAUGUGCAAAAAGUCCAAAUUAAUCCCAAAAGGCAAACUGACGUCAAAUAAAAUACAUAAUUCUUUAAUUGUAACGGUAAAUUAAGUUUAUUUUAUGCAGUUUUCAGCAAAAAAUCAACUCCCUGCAACUUAGUAUCAGUCUCUCGUGAACAUGAACAACAUCUGUGCUGUGCUUUUCCACCAACCAAUGCUCCAUUUGAAUGUUUCGAGUAGUAGAAAAAGUAAAAGGGACAAUACUGCCCCCCAAAUGUAACUUUUAUAGUGGACAAACUGUUUAUUGAUGAUAUGAAAGACAUAAAAUAUCAAUAAAGAAACCUAGAAAAACGACAGGGCUUUCUUUUGAACAUACUUUGUAAUAUCACAUGUAUUGCUUUGCUUUGACCUGUAAAAUGAUUUGAAUAAAGAUCUAAUUAGAAACAUUAAAGCCUGGUAGAU